Molecule: messenger RNA, 1485 nt
Organism: Gastrolobium bilobum
Lineage: Eukaryota; Viridiplantae; Streptophyta; Magnoliopsida; Fabales; Fabaceae
Product: cytochrome P450 736A117-like
Exons: 3
Coding region: 1-1485 (494 amino acids)
Molecular function (GO): oxidoreductase activity, acting on paired donors, with incorporation or reduction of molecular oxygen; heme binding; monooxygenase activity
Source: RefSeq, a predicted model, not a curated record
AUGUCAAUUUUUCUUCAUGAAAUCUUCUCAAACUGGUUGUUCCUCACUAUGGCUGUGUUGAUCAUCUUUGUUCUAAGUACCUUUCUCAAUCUUGUAUCCAAAUGGAACACCAAAUCUUCAACCAACAAAAACUCACCCCCAUCUCCUCCAAAGCUUCCAAUACUAGGAAAUCUGCAUCAGCUUGGAAUGUUCCCUCACCACACACUCCAAUCCAUUGCUCAAAUCUAUGGCCCCUUGAUGUUGCUUCACUUUGGAAAGGUGCCAGUUCUUGUGGUCUCAACUGCUGAGGCAGCUCGUGAGGUUAUGAAAACACAUGAUCUUGUUUUCUCCAAUAGGCCACACCGAAAGAUGUUUGAUACACUCUUUUAUGGUUCUAAAGAUGUGGCAUUUGCUCCAUAUGGCCACUACUGGAGGCAAACAAGGAGUGUAUGUAUCUUGCAUCUUCUGAGUGCCAAAAAGGUUCAAUCUUUUCGUGCAGUGAGGGAAGAGGAAACUUUUAUAAUGAUGGAGAAAAUCAAACAAGCUGCUCUUGGAAGGAGAUAUAGUGGAGAAGGUGGUAGUAAGCUUAGGGAGCCAAUGAACGAGUUGGUGGAACUGUUGGGUGCUUCAGUUUUAGGGGACUAUAUACCUUGGCUUGAUUGGUUGAGCAGAGUUAAUGGCCUAUAUGCUAGAGCAGAGAGAGUAGCUAAACAGCUUGAUGAGUUUUUGGAUGAAGUUGUUGAAGAGCAUGUUAAGAGAGGCAAUGAUGAAAAUGUUGAUGUUGAUGGAGAAGGCCAGAAUGAUUUUGUGGACAUUUUACUGUGCAUCCAAAAGACAAACUUCACUGGCUUCCAGAUUGAUAGAACAACCAUAAAGGCUUUGAUCAUGGAUAUGUUUGUUGCUGGUACUGAAACUAACUUAUCAGUGCUAGAGUGGGCAAUGACAGAACUCUUGAGGCACCCAAUUGUGAUGCAGAACUUGCAAGUUGAGGUGAGGAAUGUGGUUAGUGAUGAUAAAACUCACAUAACUGAGGAGGAUUUGAGUGGCAUGCAUUACUUGAAGGCAGUGGUUAAAGAAACUCUUCGCUUACACCCUCCAGCUCCCUUAUUGCUUCCAAGAGAAUCCUUUCAAGAUACCAAAGUUAUGGACUAUAACAUUGAUACUGGCACACAGGUAUUAGUUAAUGCUUGGGCUAUUGCUAGAGAUCCUUCACAUUGGUAUCAGCCACUAGAGUUUCAACCUGAGAGAUUCUUGAACAGUUCAAUAGAUAUCAAAGGACAUGAUUUCCAAUUGAUCCCAUUUGGAGCAGGAAGGAGGGGUUGCCCAGGAUUAACAUUUGCUAUGGUUGUGAAUCAGCUUGUUCUAGCAAACCUUGUCUUCCAAUUUGAUUGGACAUUGCCUAGUGGAGAAAUGGGGGUUCAGGCAUUGGACAUCUCUGAAGCUACUGGGUUGGCUAGUCACAGAAAAUUUCCUCUUGUGGCAGUUGCAUCCCCAUAUAAGAAGUGA